AUGGCGAAGGGAAGAAUGGAUGCAAAGCAAAACAAUGGAAGCGAUUGGCCUGUUGUCGUCCAUGUCGCGGUUCGCGCCUGCGCCCCUAAGUCGCGUGGCAAACAGGCUCAAACUCAGGAACGGAAACACGUCAUAAUCCAAGAGGUUAGGCAAGUCGUAGAUGGCGGUGGAGGUGACGUUCCAGAAUUCGAGGACAGAGGGCCAGCAGAAGAAUUCGGCCGUUCCAGCCUCAUUGUUGUCUUUCAUCUUUUCUCUUGUCCUCGCUCGACCCAGCUGCCCCUCGUCAUGAAGAGAGAGAGGGCUGCUACUCUGGGAGCAUCCAGUCGACAAGCCGGAUCAAGUGAGCCUUCGAACUACAACCGCAUUGCUGACCUGAAGAUUGGUGGGGCGGGAUCUUACGGCGCUCGUCUGUUUCUACCUCCGAAUCGCCUGGGUAUGAUUGUGGAUUACACCCCAGAAAGCCUACCCGAGGAAAUGAAGGCGCGCCUUCAAGCGUACGGAGACAUGUGGGACUUUCGCUUGCGGCAGGACGGGGAGCAGACAACACGGGCGGUCAACAAGUACAAGGGUCAAGUCCGAGAAUUCGAGUACCUGACCCCGCCGAGCCUGCUGCUACCCAAGGACAUUGUGGGUAGCUUCGGCCACCCGGAGUGGCUGCACCUCGUCUCCUUCCCCGACCGCGCACAGGAGACCAUUUCGCAGAUACAGGAUAUUCAUGCCGAGUCAGGCUGGUCGCCAGGUCUGCUGUGGGAGCCGGAACCACCAUGCUGUGUACCUGACAAUUUGGAAUUGAUCAAGCGCUUGACUCCACACGUCGACGUGAUAAGCCCAAACCACACCGAGGCUAUGUCCUUGUUCAACAUCCCCACACCAAACAACCACGGCGCCGACGCCAAUGCGACGCUGGAGUGGCUCGUUCGCCGUUUGCUCGCCCUCAAACCUAGAAUCGGCGCCGUCCUGAGGUGCGGGCAGAAUGGCUGUUGCUAUGCGCUGUCAGCGGAUUUGCCACCAGGAACAUUGACGAAUGACACGCUUGACGCUGUGCCCGUCUACUGGGGAGCUCCCUUCCACCAAUCUCAGGACAAGGUCCAGGAUCCCACUGGUGCAGGCAAUGCGUUCAUGGGAGGGUUGAUGGCAGCGCUUUACGAAGGAAAAGACAUUCAUGAAGGUGAGUGGGAAACGAAGCUAAACUAA
Messenger RNA from Trichosporon asahii var. asahii CBS 2479, 1194 nucleotides. Its product is annotated as host-pathogen interaction-related protein. The record is from RefSeq and is a predicted model, not a curated record. Lineage: Eukaryota; Fungi; Basidiomycota; Tremellomycetes; Trichosporonales; Trichosporonaceae. The coding region runs from base 1 to 1194 and encodes 397 amino acids. The transcript is spliced from 6 exons.